Messenger RNA from Sinocyclocheilus rhinocerous, 1662 nucleotides. It is a transcript of the gene tmtopsb, whose product is annotated as teleost multiple tissue opsin b. Lineage: Eukaryota; Metazoa; Chordata; Actinopteri; Cypriniformes; Cyprinidae. Gene Ontology annotation, molecular function: G protein-coupled receptor activity. Bases 23 to 1225 code for a protein of 400 amino acids. The record is from RefSeq and is a predicted model, not a curated record. Gene Ontology annotation, cellular component: membrane. The transcript has 4 exons. Gene Ontology annotation, biological process: visual perception; G protein-coupled receptor signaling pathway.
AUAAGCCAUAAUUAAUAGUGAAAUGAUUGAGUCCAACGUGAGUCUGAGUUGCGCGUGGUGCGCUGGAGGAGGUGACGGGACCAGAGCGCACUUGGAUGAGAAUCACUCAGAACACGGUCUGAGUCCGACUGGACACUUGGUGGUCGCCGUGUGCCUUGGAUUCGUCGGAACUUUUGGGUUUCUCAACAACACGCUCGUUCUCAUCCUGUUCUGUCGCUACAAAGUGCUGCGCUCGCCCAUGAACUGUCUUCUGGUGAGCAUCUCAGUGAGUGAUCUGCUGGUGUGCGUCCUCGGCACUCCGUUCAGCUUCGCCGCCAGUACGCAGGGCCGGUGGCUCAUCGGACGCGCGGGAUGCGUGUGGUACGGCUUCAUCAAUUCAUUCCUGGGUGUCGUGUCUCUAAUCUCCCUGGCGCUGCUCUCUUACGAGCGCUACUGCACCAUGAUGGGGGCCACGCAGGCCGACUCUACCAACUAUAGAAAGGUGGCCAUGGGUAUUGCUUUCUCCUGGAUAUAUUCCAUGGUUUGGACUGUUCCGCCGCUGUUUGGAUGGAGCUGCUACAGUCCGGAGGGUCCCGGCACCACCUGCAGCGUCAACUGGGCCGCCAGGACAGCCAACAACAUGUCUUACAUCAUCUGUCUGUUUAUCUUCUGCCUUAUUCUCCCUUUUAUGGUGAUUGUCUACAGCUAUGGCAGACUGCUUCAGGCUAUCACACAGAUGAGCAGGAUCAAUACGGCGGUGAGUCGAAAGCGGGAGCAGCGUGUUCUCUUCAUGGUGGUCACCAUGGUGGUGUGUUACCUGCUCUGCUGGCUGCCCUAUGGGGUUAUGGCCCUGCUGGCCACGUUCGGGCGUCCCGGCCUGGUCACGGCAGCGGCCAGCAUCGUUCCUUCGCUGUUAGCCAAGAGCAGCACUGUCAUAAACCCCAUCAUAUACAUCUUCAUGAACAAACAGUUUUGCAGAUGUUUCCAUGCUCUCGUCAUGUGCACCACCCCAGAGAGAGGCUCCAGCUUCAAAAACUCCUCCAAAGUCACCAAAACUCUCAGGACAGUGCGACGCGCCAAUGGUCAGAAUGUGACCUUCGCGGUGGCCUCAGCUGGCCACCCCACUAUCUUUGCUCCUAACAGCGGCGGGCAGAAAAGUUCCUCAGAUGGUGAGAAACCGUCUCCUGCUGUGGGCCAGGGCACCAACAGACCUGCUGUUUCUCUUGUGGCCUACUACAAUGGUUGAGCUCAUGCAGUCAGGCCAAACCAAUACUAAUACAGUGGAAUUAGAAGUGACGGGGGUCACGGAUUGCAUAAAAAGAAAAGAGAAUUGAUAAGUGGGCGUGUCUUGCAAAGGAAUGUGGAACUAGGACACGCCCCUCACUGACAGUCAUGUCAUGUUGCGUGCGUGAUCUUUCUAGGGGAAAACACUAAGAAUGGAUAUUGGAAGUAAACAGCUGGAGAAGCCUGUUUUUUUCCUGAUAUUUUACUUUAACAAGGACACUUUCGCUACCAGUACCUUUUCAUGGUUGGACAACCAGUGUAGCACAAAUUGUUUAAAGUGAUGCUGUAGUUAUUCUUCUUGUAAUUCUUCUCAUCAUUUGGACAUGUACAAGUACUCAAAGCACAUGAAGGCCUGUUUGUGAAAGCAAUAGUUCACCCGAAAAUGAAAAUUAACUUAAA